AGGCGGCGUUAUGGAGAAACGAGGCGACGAACGUAAAAUUUCCGAUCUACACGGACGGGCCAUCCGUGACGUCACGUACAGGUAAACUAGCGGUGCGAAGGAGAGUGAGGAGGCCCAGUCCAAUCGGGUCGCCGCAGCGGCUGCGCGGCGCUGCGGUCGGCCCAAAAGUGAGCAUCCGGGCUCUUCGGCGAGCGUCAUUCCAUCGAUCGAGCCCGCGCUGUGAACAUGGCCGGCAAGGAAGGUGACUACUACAAGAAGGGGGAAACCAAGGAAGGGGGUUUCCUCAAGUUCCUCUACAACCCGGACACGAAAGAAGUGUUCGGACGAACGGGCCUCAGCUGGUUCAAGAUCACAGUUUUCUACAUCAUCUUCUAUGCAUGCCUUACUGCAUUCUGGACCAUUAUGCUGAUUGUGUUCUAUCAGACCCUGGACACGAUCAAGCCCAAAUGGGUCCUCGAUCGCAGCACCAUCGGAACCGUGCCAGGAAUGGGCUUCCGUCCAAAUCCGCCGGAGCAGACGGUGGACAGCACCCUCAUCUACUUCAAGUCCGGCAGCCAGGGCACCUGGAAGUACUGGGUUGACGACAUCAACGAGUACCUCAAGGACUACCAGCGUCAGGAGGGUGAUGGAGAGCACCUGCGCAACUGCGACUUCACCCAGCAGCGCGACCCUAACGAGAACAAGGCCUGCCGCUUUGCCAUCGAGAAUAUCAACAACAACUGUUCGGCGUCCAACAACUUCGGCUACGAGUACGGUCAACCCUGUAUCCUGCUCAAGUUGAAUAGGAUCUUCGACUGGGUGCCAGAGCCGUUUGAGAACAACUCCUUCCCUUCCAAGUUGCCAAAGUACAUCCAGGACAGCUACGACCCCCGCUAUGUUUACAUCACCUGUGAGGGAGAGAAUGUCGCUGACGAGGAAAACAUGGGACCGCUGGCGUACUACCCGAGCAAUGGCAUAGAGAACUACUACUUCCCGUACAGGAACACACCGGGCUACGUGUCACCUUUCAUCUUUGUCCAGUUUUGGCAUGCCGAGCGGGGCGUGCUCAUCAACAUGGAGUGCAAGGCCUGGGCCAAGAACAUCCACCACGACCGGCAAGAUCGCGUUGGCAGCGUCCACUUCGAGCUCAUGAUUGACUGAGUCCAUCGCCACCCACCCACCCCAUCCCUCCCUUGAUGGGUAGCGCGCGCCUUUCGUAACGUGAAAGGAUGCGCCUACCCUCACUUUUCUUUGUUGUCUUCAUUUUUUAUUUUAUUUUUUUUCCGGCCACUCUACAUUUAUCGAGACUUGCCCACCAACUCGGCUGUGUGCCGGCGGUCUUUCGUGUCGACGGCGGGAAAGUUGGGAACGCAUUUUUGUUCCGUUUUCUCUGCCCCGACUUCAUUGUCUUUUUUUUUUUUUUAUCUUUUUCAUAGGAGACAGGAACCUAGUCUGCGGUCUCUUUGUUCUUCUUGGUCCUUUCGAACGUUUCUACAUUGUUGCAGAUGUCUGGUCAAAAGUGCCGUCGCCUCAGAGACGACGGUUGGAAGGGACAGCUACUGAAAGAAAAAAACAAAACUGCCUCGUCACGUGCAAAAAGGUGGCUGCUAAGAAGGACAUUCCAAAGUAGCGGCUUCCUUCGCUUUUUUUUUUUCGUCGUCGCUAGUUAGAUUUUUACGUAGGUUGUUGGGUUUGGGGGUCGUCAGCUUCCACUCUACAUUGCCUUCUUAGUUUUUUUUUAGUUCUUUUAGAGGUUUAGAUGUACAGUGGGAGGUGUUCCUUCAGAAUGUCCGGCGGUACGCUUUGUUUCCAUUGUUUUGCCUCCCAGAAGCGGCCCCCCCGAGCCGGGGUUUCGAUCCUGCCCUCCCACCCCAUGUAUUGUUACCACCCCCAUCUCAACGGUUGGGGGGGCGGGGGCCUUUAAAGAGUUACACCCCUGGCACGCCGUUAGUUUAGCUUCACCGCUUCACCGAAAUAGCUGGCGUCUGGGCCCCUGGUUUGCCGGCCCUUAGGCGAGAUCUCGAGCAACCCUGGAUAUUCGUACGCUCUGAAGCGUCUCUCCCGCCCUUUGGAAACUCUUCGUUUCUCUCUGCACCGGUGAAAGAUCUUUGCUUUUCUUUUUUUUUUUUUAGGGGGGGCAGGUUAAUAUUGAGCGAAGCAAAAAAGUUACCCCUCUAGCGCGUGAUAGCUGUGCUAGUGCUCAGAGCCGGCCUCUCGGUUUUUGAAACUGCAUUUUUCUCGUCCGGCUCUGCCGCGUUCGGAAAUCGCGACGCCGCUCUUUUAGUGCUUUUUAAGUCACCGCCGGUGCAACUCCGCUUGGAGCGCACGUCCUCGUUGGCCGCACAACAACAGACGUUUGCGUAGGCGCCGCAGUUCCGUCUCCUUUGGCAUAGAAUUGUGGCACUCGGGGCAGGAAGGGGGGGCAGUGUUGUUUCUCACAAAAGAUUGCAGCGCUCGUGCUUUGUCCCACCAACAAGGAGGCGAGCGUCUGGCUCUCGCGCAGCCGGCCUGUGUCCUCAUAGGAACGUGCCGACAACACACUGGCGAGGGAUUACCUUGUACGUAUGUUACAAAGCUUGGAGGAGUAAAAGUUGCUGACACAAUUGC
Ixodes scapularis (black-legged tick) is the source of this 2586-nucleotide messenger RNA. RefSeq names its product sodium/potassium-transporting ATPase subunit beta. Bases 226 to 1140 code for a protein of 304 amino acids. The record is from RefSeq and is a predicted model, not a curated record. Gene Ontology annotation, cellular component: sodium:potassium-exchanging ATPase complex. Lineage: Eukaryota; Metazoa; Arthropoda; Arachnida; Ixodida; Ixodidae. Gene Ontology annotation, biological process: intracellular potassium ion homeostasis; potassium ion import across plasma membrane; sodium ion export across plasma membrane. The transcript is spliced from 6 exons. Gene Ontology annotation, molecular function: ATPase activator activity.